Molecule: messenger RNA, 1752 nt
Organism: Macadamia integrifolia
Lineage: Eukaryota; Viridiplantae; Streptophyta; Magnoliopsida; Proteales; Proteaceae
Product: polycomb group protein FIE1-like
Exons: 13
Coding region: 277-1425 (382 amino acids)
Biological process (GO): negative regulation of transcription by RNA polymerase II
Cellular component (GO): ESC/E(Z) complex
Molecular function (GO): protein binding; nucleosome binding
Source: RefSeq, a predicted model, not a curated record
AACAUAAUGGAUCAAGUUCCUCUGUGGCACGACAAGGUGGCAGCUUACAUCUUACAGCCUAAAACACUCGCACACAGAUCCCAACAUAUAGACGCACGUCUCAAGGUGCUCCAAGCCGUCUGAUAUGUACUGCCUUGCCGUGUAGGGAUUGAUCACGGUCAAUUCUAGAAUCGGCCGAUUCACCGAUCCGAUUUCCGUCUCGAGGGAGCUGAGUUGUCCGACGAGAAGCUUGAAGUCCGGUGGCUGAAUUGCCUGAAAUUGAUACUUCUAACUGUAAUGAAGUCGGUCUUUAUUUUAUCGUUGCGCAGAAUGGCGAAGACACCGCUAGGGUUCGAACCAGUGGAAGGGUCGCUGACAUCGUCGUCGAAGAAGAGGGAGUACAGAGUGACGAACAGACUUCAGGAGGGCAAGCGUCCUCUUUACGCCAUCGUUUUCAACUUCAUUGAUCCCCGCUACUACAAUGUUUUCGCGACUGUCGGAGGCCAUCGCGUGACUGUUUACCAGUGCCUUGAAGGAGGUGUCAUAGAUGGCUUGCAGUCUUAUGCUGAUGAAGAUAAGGAUGAAUCAUUCUACACUUUGAGUUGGGCGUGUAAUAUCGAUGGAGCACCAUUUUUAGUUGCAGGUGGAAUCAGUGGUAUCAUUAGGGUCAUUGACACUGGCAGUGAGAAGAUAUAUAAGAAUUUGGUUGGCCAUGGGGACUCGGUAAAUGAAAUCAGGACUCAAGCAUUGAAACCAUCACUUGUGAUCUCUGCAAGCAAAGAUGAGUCUGUCAGGCUAUGGAAUGUGCAUACUGGGAUAUGCAUCUUGAUAUUUGGUGGAGCUGGGGGUCAUCGCAAUGAAGUCUUGAGCGUGGACUUCCAUCCUUCAGACAUAUACCGCAUUGCAAGUUGUGGUAUGGAUAAUACAGUAAAGAUUUGGUCCAUGAAAGAGUUUUGGACUUAUGUUGAGAAGUCUUUUACAUGGACUGACCUUCCCUCCAAAUUCCCCACGAAAUAUGUGCAAUUUCCCAUGGUCAUAGCUUCAGUUCACUCAAACUAUGUUGACUGCAAUAGAUGGCUUGGUGAUUUCAUCUUAUCAAAGAGUGUUGACAAUGCAAUUGUCUUGUGGGAACCAAAAACCAAGGAACAGAUUCCUGGUGAGGGCGCUGUGGACAUUCUUCAGAAGUACCCUGUUCCAGAGUGUGAUAUUUGGUUCAUCAAGUUCUCAUGUGAUUUUCAUUACAAUGCAACAGCUAUUGGUAACAGGGAAGGCAAGAUUUAUGUAUGGGAACUGCAGUCCAGCCCCCCUAUGCUCCUAGCUAGGCUGUCCCAUAUGCAAUGUAGAUCUCCAAUCAGACAGACUGCCAUGUCCUUUGAUGGAAGCACCAUCCUUAGCUGUUGUGAAGAUGGGACAAUUUGGCGCUGGGAUGCUACUGCAGCUCCAUGAGCUUCCCAGAUGACACACUAUAUUUGUGAAAUUUUAUUGAAUUUGUUCCUGAGAAAUAUUAAUGCCACCAAAGUUCAUUGUUUCCGAAGUGGUUGUGACCAAAGGAGUCUUUGCAGCAUGAUCUAUCCAAAACAUCGCAAGGAAAAAAGAAUCAAAUUUGUAUUUAUGUCUAAAAGUCCUAUAGUUUAAUUGGUGAUGGUUUUAACUUUAUUGGUUUUCCCCAUUCAUGGCUCACCAUUCAUGUCUGUGUAGCAAUAGCCUGCAAUCACGAUGAACUAUCAGACGAUCAAAGUAUAAUGUAGUGUGAAUUCUUGAUGCAGUUCUUCA